AUGGAGAUGAUUUUACAAGAUUAUGCCAAGUUGGACUCAGACACGAUUGCAAAUGCUAUCAGGCUGCUAGUUGAAGCAGAUCCAUUAAUAAAGAUGAAAUCUAUUAUUGCAGAAGUUCAAUCUAGGUUCAACUAUAUUGUUCGUUACCGCAAGACUCUACCAGUGUGGUUGAAAGUAAUGUGUGCCAAGUUGCCAAUAUCUCAUGUUCAAAUAAAAGCUUUGCCUGUUUAUUAUGAGAGUGAGGAGGUAAAUGGUGUAAAAGUUCUCUAUCAGAUAUUUUGGAGCUUCUAUCCGUAUAUUACAGCAUUUAGACACUGCAAGCCAUUGGUGUAG
Arachis stenosperma is the source of this 333-nucleotide messenger RNA. RefSeq lists its product as uncharacterized. The record is from RefSeq and is a predicted model, not a curated record. Lineage: Eukaryota; Viridiplantae; Streptophyta; Magnoliopsida; Fabales; Fabaceae. The transcript is spliced from 2 exons. Bases 1 to 333 code for a protein of 110 amino acids.